Molecule: messenger RNA, 2503 nt
Organism: Syngnathus acus (greater pipefish)
Lineage: Eukaryota; Metazoa; Chordata; Actinopteri; Syngnathiformes; Syngnathidae
Gene: wdr45b
Product: WD repeat domain 45B
Exons: 10
Coding region: 148-1251 (367 amino acids)
Biological process (GO): autophagy of mitochondrion; nucleophagy; protein lipidation
Cellular component (GO): cytosol; extrinsic component of membrane; phagophore assembly site membrane
Molecular function (GO): phosphatidylinositol-3,5-bisphosphate binding; protein binding; phosphatidylinositol-3-phosphate binding
Source: RefSeq, a predicted model, not a curated record
UUCCUUCCUUCCUUCUCCAUGCAGGCAGCCAACUCUGGAGGGAGGAAUGAUGAUGACGCUAGCGAGCUAGCUAGCUAGCUAUCCGAGCAGCAGCAGUUGUUUGAUUACUGAUGCCAUUAUUUGCAAUUCACUUGCUCGCGUAAAACGAUGAAUUCACUGCUGUCUAACCCGCAAGGGAACGGACUCCUUUACGCUGGCUUCAACCAGGACCACGGUUGCUUUGCCUGUGGGAUGGAAAAUGGAUUUCGAGUGUACAACACAGAUCCUCUGAAGGAAAAGGAGAAACAAGAGUUCUUGGAGGGCGGGGUGGGCCAUGUGGAGAUGCUUUUCCGGUGCAACUAUUUGGCUCUUGUGGGCGGAGGAAAGAAACCCAAGUACCCAACCAAUAAAGUAAUGAUCUGGGAUGACCUGAAGAAGAAGACCGUCAUUGAGAUUGAGUUCUCCACAGAGGUGAAAGCAGUCAAGCUUCGACGUGACAGAAUUGUGGUGGUCCUGGACUCCAUGAUCAAAGUCUUCACCUUUACCCAUAACCCUCACCAGCUGCACGUGUUUGAGACCUGCUACAACCCCAAAGGUCUGUGUGUGCUGUGUCCCAACAGCAACAACUCCCUUCUGGCGUUCCCUGGCACUCACUCAGGCCAUGUUCAGAUUGUGGACCUGGCAAACACAGAGAAACCGCCAGUGGACAUCCCCGCCCACGAGGGGGCGCUGUGCUGCAUCGCCCUCAACUUACAAGGCACCAGAAUAGCAACGGCAUCAGAGAAAGGGACACUUAUCCGAAUUUUUGACACGUCGGCAGGUCAGCUCAUACAAGAGCUGAGACGAGGCUCUCAGGCGGCUAACAUUUACUGCAUCAAUUUCAACCAGGACGCAUCUCUCAUUUGUGUAUCCAGUGACCACGGCACAGUGCACAUCUUUGCGGCCGAAGACGCCAAGAGAAAUAGGCAAUCCAGGUUUGUCCGUGUGCAACCUUCAAUCCAAUGGUUUGUUUUCCCGCAUCUCAAACACUGCCUUGUCUCCAGCUUGGCCUCAGCCAGCUUUCUUCCCAAGUACUUCAGCUCCAUGUGGAGCUUUUCCAAGUUCCAGUUGCCGUCAAGCUCCCCGUGUUUGUGUGCCUUCGGAACAGAGCCCAACGCUGUCAUAGCUAUUUGUGCUGAUGGCAGCUACUACAAGUUCCUCUACAACCAGAAAGGGGAGUGUUCCAGAGACGUCUAUGCCCAGUUCCUGGAAAUGACAGAUGACAAAAUAUGACCUUUGAAAUGUUCUUGAGGAACCACCAUUACACAGCCUAGUUGUCUUUCUUUUUUUUUCGUUUUCGUUUUCUUCCCAUUCUCCACAAGGGACGAGAGGUCCCUCUGCUGCACUUCUCUUAAAUGACUCUGCUGAAAGAGCUUCAGUUGGAGAGGACAGAGAAAUAGUCAAGGCGACAGCGACGUCCACCCUUGAAGAAAACGCGAGGGACUGAAACACAAAAGCAAGGAGGUGUUUUGGACAUCAGUCGCUUUGAAGAUGUCCUCUGAUGACUUUCCAGCGAAUGGCUAUUUUUUAAAUCACGUAGAGAGAUUUUUGUCGACUCACACCACCUAAGCUAAUUCUAGGGAGUGCCUCUGAGUGGAGCGAGAGAGAACCUGCAAACACCUUGUCACGUGGCAUGAUGAUACCAAUGUUUCUGUGUGCGUGUGUGUGUGUUCUCCAAGCAGGCUUACAAAGAGCACCCAAGAGAGCUGAGUUCAUCAUUGCAUCCUUCACUCAAUUCAAGACUGAAUAUUAAUUACAUACCAUUGUGCAGAAUGAAGUCAAGUCAUAUUUGCCCGAAGCUUUUGUUUUUUUUUAUACAUUGUGCAAUACUUUUUUUAUUUAGCGGUUAUACAAGUUUUGCUAUAGCCGUGGUAUCAUUUUCUAGCCAUGUAUUAUGGCCUUUUUUUUUGUUAACACGUAGCGGAGUCGAUAAAGAAAAACAAAUGAUGCUACUACAAACGUAUUUGGAAUAAGUCCUUAAAAUUAAAAAAAAAAAAAAAAUCUGAUUUAUGCCCUAAAGUGUUUAUAUUUUCCUUACACAAUAUUGAGUUAAGCGCGCCGGAAACUACAGGAAUCGGGUUUCAAAUGACUUUCCGUCAUAACAAAAUUGUGAUUUUUUUUUUUUUUGUUUCGAUGACACGUAAUGUCAAAAUACUGUACUUGUAAUCUGCUCUCUGCUGUGUACAUACAUUCUAUCGAAAGAAAAAUAGGGAGUUGUCUUCCGUGACACCAUCUUUAUGAAUUCUUAUAAUUAAGAGAAAUCCUAUUUUCUAAAGUAUAUGUUCCAACUUCCCACGAGGCCCAUGACAGCAUUUUCAUCGUAACAUUUCACUUGUUCACCAGAUUGUUUAUUUGUACUGUAUUCUUCCUCCAUAACUGAACAUUGAAGGGAUGCCGCUCAAAAGUGAUCAUUAAGUUUGAUUGUAAAACAUGAACAAAAUGUGCAUUGACAUUUGCUAAUUAAAUAUACUAGCUUUUACAUUUA